CGCACUGUUUAUGUGAUACCAGGUUGCGCGCAUAAGUUCAAAGUCUACAAAAUGGCCGCCGGUGCGAUAUGAUAGAGUUUCGCAUUCGAUUUGAUAACUAAAACGUCAACAACCUGUGGAAGUUAAGAGUGGUGGUACAAAUCUUCUACAUUGUGAUGGUCGUCUUUGAUGACUGUGAAAAUCAGUUCUUCGAAGGUGGACAGUUCCAAAAUACAGAGCUAUGAAUGUCGGGCUGGUUUUAGUGAUGCUUGUCUCAGCCAUAACCUGCUGUGCAGCCAUUCAAUGCUACGAUUGUACGGUGACAGCGGUCGGGGGUGGCGAUCCAAAGUGCGAUGACCCAUUCUAUGACCUAGAACCUCCCUACAUGAAAGACUGCGACUCCGAAGUCUACAAGAAAUGCCGGAAAACCAAGACGUUCUUGGCCAAUAACAAGAUCAGCAUUGUCCGCGCAUGCGCUGAGCAGACUUGCUCAGACAAGGGCUGCAAGACGUACGAUGGCCAAACAGUGUGUGACCACUGUUGCUAUGGAGAUUUGUGCAAUGGCGCACGCGUGUUGACCUUUGACACAGUUGUUAUUGUUACUGCCGUCGUUUUGGCUUUUUUUUACUGAAGUUUAAAUGAGGAGUUGUAUUUUACACUGUAGGCCUUUUUGCUUGAAUUUCGUGACAAGCAUCAGAGUGAAUAAUGAAAAUGUUCACAAAAAUUUGAAAAGGAUUUGCGUAAAUUAAUAGGUAACAUGACUGAUUAAUGUGGAAACGUAACAUAACCUGAGGUUAUUUAAGAGACAUUGACUUUUGUCAUCGUGUGUGUGGGUUUGUAUAUAUGGGAGCGAAACCAUCAUGCCGUAGGAAAGUUCAACCUCCAUUAAACAAUUUCGGUGACGUCACACUACUAUUGCUCAAAAUGUGAAUACUUGAACCUCGCCAUUAUUUUAUAAUGUAUAUAGUUUGUGAACUUUUUGAUUCUUGAAUUUUUGACCAUGCAUUAAACUUUAAAAGAAUAAUAGGUAAUUAAAAAGAUACCUUAUGUAAACAAGUAUAAAUAAAUUUCACAAUUUGCCAGUUAAGGGCAUUCAAUGUUUUUACUGUACAAAAUAAUUCUCAACAUUCAGUUUUAGAUGGUAUGGUAUCUGUACGACGAAACCAUCAAUUUUUAUUUAUUAAAUUCUACCUGACCCUUAGUAUGGGUUAGGUCUUGAUAAGUG
Patiria miniata (bat star) is the source of this 1204-nucleotide messenger RNA. RefSeq lists its product as uncharacterized. The transcript is spliced from 4 exons. The record is from RefSeq and is a predicted model, not a curated record. Lineage: Eukaryota; Metazoa; Echinodermata; Asteroidea; Valvatida; Asterinidae. The coding region runs from base 221 to 610 and encodes 129 amino acids.